AUGGUGAUUGAUCUUCACUCUUUUGAACUGACUCAAAAGCCUCCUCAGCAUCCAUUAGCAGCGAUGAAGCCAAUGAAAAUCAUGGAUCCCUUGGUAGUUGAAGUGUUGGAGUUGAAUUCAUUCCUUCCAGAGAUGGUGGAUAACGUUGUUGGAGGGAGUUCCUCCAAUGCUGAAAAUAGUGGCAUCAGAGAACAAGACCGUUUGUUGCCAAUAGCCAAUGUUGGGAGGAUCAUGAAGCAGAUUCUGCCUCCUAACGCCAAAAUCUCAAAGGAAUCAAAGGAAACAAUGCAAGAGUGCGUGUCAGAGUUCAUAAGCUUUGUGACGAGCGAGGCAUCAGAGAAGUGCAGGAAGGAGAGGAGGAAGACUGUGAACGGAGAUGAUAUAUGCUGGGCCUUAGGAUCCCUUGGUUUUGAUGACUAUGCAGAGCCAUUGAGAAGGUAUUUGCAUAGAUAUAGAGAAGUAGAAGUAGAUAGAUCAGGUAACCAAGAGAGAGGAAAUAGCCCCCCGGGAAGAGAAGAAUAG
Messenger RNA from Sphenostylis stenocarpa, 522 nucleotides. Lineage: Eukaryota; Viridiplantae; Streptophyta; Magnoliopsida; Fabales; Fabaceae. The record is from the annotation of a GenBank genome assembly.